AGAGCAUGGCAUGUCUGCUUGGUUUGGUUUGGCUCAUCCACUGAAAAACAUUUGAUUCGGUGAAGAAGACGAACAAUGGCAAUUCUCAGCAACGUCUCGUUUUCCUGCAGCAACAUCUCUCUAAAACCAUCUCUCCCUAACUCUUCUUCUCGUCCUCAUUGUCUCCUUCGCUGCUCACAGCAGGAAGGGAAAGAAGUAGGGAGUCCAUUGGUAUGGUCAUUAGGAGAAGAGGUUUCGAAGAGAAGCUUGCUUGCACUUGUCUCUGCUUCUCUCUUCUUUGUUGAUCCUGCUCUUGCUUUUAAGGGUGGAGGACCCUAUGGACAAGGAGUCACCAGGGGACAAGACUUAUCCGGCAAGGAUUUUAGUGGCCAGACUCUGAUCAGGCAGGACUUCAAGACGUCCAUCCUAAGACAAGCCAACUUCAAGGGUGCUAAGUUGUUAGGUGCUAGCUUCUUUGAUGCAGACCUAACAGGUGCUGAUUUAUCAGAAACUGAUCUCCGAGGUGCAGAUUUCUCCUUGGCUAACGUUACAAAGGUGAAUUUAACAAACGCUAACUUGGAAGGAGCAACUGCUACUGGUAACACAUCAUUUAAGGGUUCAAACAUUACAGGCGCAGAUUUCACUGAUGUUCCUCUAAGAGAUGAUCAACGAGAAUACCUUUGCCGAAUCGCUGAUGGGGUUAAUGCGACCACUGGGAAUGCCACGAGGGACACAUUGCUUUGCAACUAAACUGUUAAGUGUAAAUCAUUGUAUCGUUGGGAGUCUUCUUUUUCUGAGUUUUUCUAAAAGCUUUUUUGUUAAUGAUAUUGUUGCAGAGUGAGUGUGUAUAUAAAUAUACUUACUGUUCUCAAGUCCGUUUGACAUUCAGAGAUUAUGUAUGUUACAGAACAUUAU
Messenger RNA from Eruca vesicaria subsp. sativa (arugula), 894 nucleotides. The record is from the annotation of a GenBank genome assembly. NCBI's taxonomy places the organism in Eukaryota, Viridiplantae, Streptophyta, Magnoliopsida, Brassicales, Brassicaceae.